Molecule: messenger RNA, 1011 nt
Organism: Emiliania huxleyi CCMP1516
Lineage: Eukaryota; Haptophyta; Isochrysidales; Noelaerhabdaceae
Exons: 4
Coding region: 1-1011 (336 amino acids)
Source: RefSeq, a predicted model, not a curated record
AUGCGCCCUAGUAGUCCACCGCUGCUGCUCCUCGUGCUUUGCGCCGCCGCGGCGGCCCGUCGGCUCACCGUCGUGCCUCAGCCAGCGCUCACCGACGCCGAGACUGGCGCCUUCACCGUCAACGCGUCGGUCGUGGUGCCUCGCUUCGACCCAGGCCCCAAAGCGCUCGACUUUCUGCGGCGCGAGGGCUACGUCGUCAUCCGCGACGUCCUCAACGCCAGCGACCUCGCGCUCGCGCGGCGGCUCUUUUGGGCGUUUGUGGAGGGCGCCGGUGCUAGCUCCGCCGACCCUGCGAGCUGGCGGCGGGCGCUCUCUCCCAACCAGUACGGGAUCGCGUGGGGGCUCGGCGCCGGGCAGAGUCGGCUCAUGUGGCACGUGCGGACGCGGCCGCGGCUGCUGCAGAUGUUUGCGCUCGUGUGGGGCACCGACGACCUCCUCACGUCGUUUGAGGCCUUCUCGCUGCUGCCGCCGCGCGAGGCGGAGGCGGGGUGGAGCCUCGCGGAGAGCUGGUUCCACACCGACCAGAACGGCAGGUCGCGGCCCGGCCUGCAGACGGUCCAGUCCUUCACCUCUCUCUGGCCGCAGGACGAGCGCUCGGGCGCCUUUGUGGUCGUGCCUCGCGGCGCGUUCGUGGUCGUGCCUCAGUCGCACGCGCGGCACGAGGCGCUGACGCGGCGCGUGUACGCGGCGCGGCCGGGCACGUCGGACGAGCAGCAGUUCCUGAUGGAGAUUGAGGGGAGGCGGCCCGGGCGGGUGGUCGCCUACGCCUCCUUUGCGCCUCGCUCGCGGGCGGACAGUCGGACGGUCGUCCAGCGGCAGCGCGCCUUUGCCAGCGGGCAGACUUGCACGCACUGGCCCUUCGAGAUGACCUGCCUCGAGCCACCGCAGGCCGUGGGCGAGCCAGCGGUGGAUAGUCUCAGCGCCGGGCAUACCCAUGUGUACACCCAGAAAGAACCCUGCACAAAGAUCGCAAGGGCGGGGACCUGUUCCUUUUUACCCAUCUCACAGUAG